This is a messenger RNA of Siniperca chuatsi (mandarin fish), 7515 nucleotides long. RefSeq names its product SUN domain containing ossification factor (gene suco). NCBI's taxonomy places the organism in Eukaryota, Metazoa, Chordata, Actinopteri, Centrarchiformes, Sinipercidae. Gene Ontology annotation, cellular component: cytoplasm; membrane. Gene Ontology annotation, biological process: protein folding in endoplasmic reticulum; regulation of bone remodeling. The record is from RefSeq and is a predicted model, not a curated record.
GAGCCAGCUACCCGUCAACAGCAGUGGUUACUGAAGCUGAAAAAGAGGCGGACAACUGGUCCGCACAAUGAAAAUUAACACGCCUCAAGUGUAGGUUUAAGCCACAGAAGACAGUCGUUUGUUCAUUUGUAAUUAGAACAGGUCCUCAGCCAACAAAAAGCCUGUCUUCGGUGUAUUGUGUAGCCGUGAGAGAUUAGAAAAACCCCAAAGAGCGAGGAUGUUGGUCCCCGCGGGAAGAUAAUGAAGAGGCUGCGCGUUUUGUUGGUGUGCCUCAUUGUAGCUCUCCUGUGCUGGUACCCCGGUCAACAUGUGUAUUGUUCAGAGCAGAGCUUGCCUGACCCAGGUCACUCUCCCGGGGACAAAAACCCUGACGGGCAGGAGCAGGACUCCACACAACACAAGGUGUUGGACGAAUGGACGCCACACACAUCAUACGAUAUGGGACUAGAGACGGAGAGAGCAGCACUAGAGAAGCUAGCAACACACAACGUACACCAAGAACAGACUGUGAAUCCUCAGGAAGCUGAGGUGAAGGAGACCAAGCCUGACCCAGAGUCUGAAACUGUACCUGUUGCUCCUGAGCCAGAACCCCACCCAGACCCCCAGGCUGAUUUGGACGUGCAGACUGACACCCAGGACCAUGACCGAGAAGUCCCUGUGUCCUCCACUCCAGAACCAGUUGCAGCACAGGACCAAGUGUCCACAGAUGCCCCCGCCCCAGUGGAGAUCUUCAGUGACGCCCCUGCUGCACACCCCAGCCUGGACUUAAACCCAGCCACAUCCCCAGAUGAAGCUGAAAACACACCUACCUCACAGAGUGCUGGCCAGACCCACACAGGUGCAGUGCGGGUUGCCAGUGCAGGAGAUGAACUCCCAGUAGACAACUUUGUUUUUGCUGAGCACUCUGAUUCACAGUGCGGGGUCAUUCCCCCAGAACUGGCAACUUGUGAAAACUCUCCUUUUGGCAGCCUUCUCCUCAGUGUGGAUGAGGCUGGCAUAGAGGACCAGCGUUCAGACCAGAGCCACAGCUAUCCUGGUCCUGAAGCAGAGGUCCAGUCUACUCCAGGCCAUGUGGACCAGGAACAACAGCUGGAGGAUGGGCUGUCUGAUUUGGACUGGGAGGGCAACAUUUCCCAACACCACCAAGAACAGCAGGAAGGGGAUGCCAGUAUUGCCAGGGAGACUGAUCCCUCAGUGCCCAGCAAAGAAGACAUCCCCACGUUCGACGAGUGGAAAAAACAAGUCAUGGAGGUGGAGAAGGAGAAAAGUCAGUCUCUCCAUACCUCAACCAGUGGCAGCCCCCAUCCAGUGAAGAAGGUCCAGAAAAACUUCAAGAAUAACUACGCUUCUGUGGAGUGUGGUGCCAAGAUACUCUCUGCCAACAAUGAGGCCAAGAGCACGUCAGCUAUUCUCAUGGAGAAUAUGGACCUUUACAUGCUAAACCCUUGCAGCAACAAAAUCUGGUUUGUGAUAGAGCUCUGUGAGCCAAUUCAAGUCAAGCAGCUGGACAUUGCUAACUUUGAGCUCUUUUCAUCAACACCUAAAGACUUUUUAGUUUCCAUCAGUGACAGAUAUCCUACCAACAAGUGGGUAAAGCUGGGUACUUUCCAUGCCCGCGAUGAGCGCAUAGUGCAGAGCUUCCCACUGGAUGAACAGCUUUAUGCUAAAUAUGUGAAGAUGUUCAUCAAGUACAUAAAGGUUGAACUCCUCUCCCACUUUGGAUCAGAACACUUCUGUCCGCUCAGUCUCAUCAGGGUGUUUGGUACCAGCAUGGUGGAGGAGUAUGAGGAGAUAGCAGAUUCCCAGUACCCUUCAGAGAGACUGGAGUACUUGGAUGAAGACUAUGAUUAUCCACCUGGCUACCAACCAUCAGAGGACAAGGCCUCUAAAAACCUGCUUGGCUCAGCAACCAAUGGCCAGGCUCGGAGGGGAACUGAACAAGAGAGAAUGGGGACUGAAGGAAAAGCUGAAGGAAAAGCUGGAAAAGAAGGUUUAGGACAGAAAAAUGCCAUCCUAAACAUGGUAAACAACAUUGCUGCUAAUGUGCUGGGCGGCAAGCCAGAGCUGGAGGGUGGAACAGCAACAGGAGGUAAUACAACAGCAGAGGAGAAUGAAAAGAAGGGAAGCACAGAAGUUACACCUAAACCAGCUGAAACACCUCAAGACUCUGCAGUACUGGAGCCUGCAGAGCCAGAACACCCUGCAACCCAGGAGGACUCUAAUGUCUCCAGUGAACCUUCCACGCCUUCCCCCUCAUCACCCGACUCCCAUGAGGACAGACAGAUUGUCACUCUGGUAGAGGAGGAGGAGGAUGAAGAGCCCAGACAGUCUACUGUCACCCUGAUGGAGGAGGAGGGAGAGGAAGAAGAAGAGAAGAGAGAGGAGGAGACGAGGAAGGAGGCAGACAGGAACCAGUGGGAGAACCAGACUUACUGUCCUUUCUCCUCCUUCUCUUCCCUGUCUCUGUCCUGCAUGGCCACCCUGCCGGAGCUGCUCCAUCGCUGGUGCUCUGCCAGGCUGGCCAAGGAGAGACUCCGCAGCCUUAGGCGGAGGCAGCUGGGCAUUCAAACACAGACACACCCUGAUGCGCACACCCCUUCCCUCACACACACACCCCCACUGAUCCCUGCCCCUGUCCCAACACCUCUCAAAGAACCCCUCCCCCUCACAGAAAAAGAUCCAGAGCCCGAGGUGCCUGUUGUUAAGGGCCAAAAUGAGGGCAAAAUCUUGGGUGAGGGGCACACCACACAUCCCAACACUCACACCCCUGAUGCACACACUCCAGAGCUCAACAUCAUCCUAGAGCCAAGUAGAACCUCCACCAUCCCCCCUCACAGUUUCUCAGACAUCCAUAGUUCCCUGACAUGGCCUACCCCCACCCAUGAGGAGAAGCUACUUCCUCCCAUUAAAGACGCAGCCCUGGACCCUGUUCCCACUCCACCCCUCCAAGUCUCAAUCCCAGAGACACAACAGGCCAGCAGUGCCACCCCCACCCUUACUGUCAGCUCUUCCACACAGCCUGUGGCCUCUGAGACUGCCUCUCCUGGUGUCGUGGUUCCCCCUGUCAAGGAGCAGCCUGUUCAGCCUCUUCCCACUGCAUCAAGGCCUGACGACCUUAUCCCCCCUCCCACUGAACUGCCAACAGCUCUCCCCCUGACUGACACUCACACAGAAACAGUAAAGUCAGGCGCCGACAGUGGGGACUCACAGAGACACAGUGUCCAGGCUUCUCAGACUCAUGUGGAGCAGGGGGACUCUCUCACUCAGACUGGAGAGCCGCAUCGGGUGGAAGACACGGUGGACGAGGACCUGCUAAGCACUAAUGGGAAUGGAAAUGUCCACCGAACAGCUACAGACUUCUAUGCAGAGCUGCAGAAUGGAGGAGAUUAUAGUGGGGGAGCAGUGAACGGGAACAGCGUGUUAUUGAACGGGGGAGCGGUUCAUGGCUCCAGCCAGAAGGAGAGUGUGUUCAUGAGGCUGAACAACAGGAUCAAAGCCCUGGAGAUGAACAUGAGUCUGUCCAGCAGGUACCUGGAGGAGCUCAGCCAGAGAUACCGUAAACAGAUGGAAGAGAUGCAGAGAGCAUUCAAUAAGACCAUCAUCAAACUGCAGAACACCUCCCGCAUUGCUGAGGAGCAGGACCAGAAGCAGACAGAUUCCAUCCAGGUCCUGCAGAGCCAGCUGGAGAACGUCACUAAACUGAUGCUCAAUCUCACCGCUACAGUCAGCCAGCUGCAGAGAGAGGUAUCUGACCGUCAGAGCUACCUGGUGGUCUCUCUGGUUCUGUGUCUAUCUUUGGGCCUCCUGCUGUGUCUGCAGUGCUGCCGCACCUCCUCUCCAAGCCCUAACACCAACGCUGUUGCCCUUCCCAAGAGCAACCACUACCCCAGCCCCAAGAGGUGCUUCUCCUCCUAUGAUGAUAUGAGCCUAAAGCGCAGGGUGACCUGUCCGCUUGUUCGCUCCAAGUCGUUCCACUUGUCCUCUACAGAAGUAGGUCCAGAUGACUUGUACAUUGUAGAACCUCUAAGGUUUUCUCCAGAGAAAAAGAAAAAGCGCUGCAAGACAAAGUCAUUGGACAAGAUUGAGUUUCUGAAGGCAUCCGAUUCCUCUGCUUCGCUCACAAAUGGGGGUCCACGGUGCAACGGCUUCACACCAUGUCUCCCUGAGCCACCACCACCCCCUCCUCCCCCUCCCCCUCUUCCUCUUCCUCCUCAUCCUCCACCUUCUCUCCCACCGCCUGCCCCUUCCUCUGCAGAGGAGGUGUCAUCACUGCCCACUUGCACCUUCAAGGAGUUCCCCUCAGAGACCAGCAGCUGCAGCUCGUCCACCCACUCUGAGGAGUCCUACACAAGCCCUCCCCCUCCCUCUCCCAUCUUCCCCUCCACUGGCCUGUGCAAUGGGCACAGCCUGCCUUUCCCCCUCCAGCAGCCUCCCACCAAGUCCCGUCAGGAGAAACGCUCGAUGAAGCGGCGGAAGUCGCGGCAGACGGAGCUGCAGUUCCCUUCCAUGGCGGGGGGGAGCGUCAGUUCUCUGCCCAGCCUGCAGCAGCUUAUGAAGGGAAACAAGGAGAUCAGUGUCGGGACCAUCGGGGCGACAGCCGUCACCGGACAUGUCUGAAUACUCACACUUCACUUGUACACAACUUUCUAUUCACAACCACACACACGUGCGCACACACACACACACUAUAUGGUAGCAGACUUGCGUAGUAUGGAGUUGAGGUGUUACUGCAUCCCAAAGAACCACAUUUCCUAUGAGCACCCAGGCGCACCGUGGAACUGAAGUGGCUACGGCAGCAGUAGCUCAACAUCAUCCAGUCCUUAUCCACUCCUGUCAAAGACCUGUUUACGGUUAUGUGCCUUUAUAUCUGUUCUUGACCUUUUAAUGCUAAAAACAUGAAAUUUAAAGAAUUGUUUGUGUGGACAGAGAGAGACACUGUGGUGGGGAGUGAAACAUUAAUACAAGUCAAAUCCAUUGAAGUGUGUUCAAGAUGUUUUUUCUACUGGAUAAGCACAUUGUCCCAUGACAGUUGAGCGCCAGUGAGCUUUUAUCCCCACUUUGAGCACAGUGAGGAGAGGUGCUGGCCUCAACUCUACGUUCCUUCACCUUCGGGGACAUCACAAAGUAUUAGGCUGCUCUUUUGAAUGAAAUGUGUCGUUAUGAGAGAACCCAUGGAGUAUAACAAACUACUUCUCUUAUCCUUAUUUCCUUCUGCCUUCCAUUGCCAUCGUUGUAUCCAUACUGUCUUUGUAUUGCAUCCUUACGUGACUACAGGUGUUCGUAUGGGACCAGAGUGUUCAACUUUCUUUGUACACCAGACUCUCUGUUUCUGUUUCUCUUCCUCUUCCUCUGUCUCUGUCAGUCUGUUCCAAACCAACCCUCCGAGCUGAAUGAAGAACAUAAUUUUGCAUGGGGUGAAACGGUCUGAAUGUGUUAGUCCUUUCAAUUUAGUGUCCCAUUUAACCUCAUAUUCCAAAUACAAUUGCAGCAGUUUGUAGAUCCCACUAGUCACUAGUUAACAAUGAAAUGUUCUAUGAACUCAGUUAGUUUGGGCUGGGCCUGAAAGCUUGCUCACACAUAAAGGGGAAUUGCACUUAUACAGUACAUAUUGUGACUGUGAGGGGGAAAAUGGGUUCAAACAGGCCAGAGGCAAGCCAUGGGGUUUUUAUUGUCUUUCUCUGUUAUAUUUUAUUAUUUCUUUCAUCCAUAACUGAGCCAUGCUUAUCGUUGCUGGUUUGGUUUGUUUGAAUUAUUCUCAAAACCAGUAUGGAGGCAAAAGUUUCCUGUACAGGGUACAGUUUACUGUAGGAGCACAUUGGGUGGCAAAGCUGAAUGUUUACACACACACACACACACAACGUCUAACACACACACAUACACACACACACACAUCCUACUGGGACCCUGCAGCUGAGUCUGACAGACCAGCUUUAUUUAUCUAUUUAUUUAUUUAAAUGACUACAGAUUUUUCUAACCUAGGCACUAGCUUGCCAGUCUCCCAAUCCUGCAGUGUCACAGUAGUUUAUCCCUGUGAAUAUGUUACAUAGAAAUAUUACAGUGCAAUACACUCAACCGUACUAACACAUGACCAUGGGGGAUGGAUCAACUGUGGACAUUUUUGUUUUCUUUGUAGCUUGUGCUCUGACAUUAUAACAGCCCCUAAUUCUGUUUCCCUCAGCCUGAAAUAGCUGACAAGUAUGAUAGCAGUCACAUGUCCUGCAGCAGCUUUUAUGUCAACAAGAUAAUAGUCUUGAUUUAGAAAACCACAGCUUUCUUAGGAUCAUCACACUGCUGCUGUUGUAUAUGUUCCAAGCUGUUGGCUGGUUAAAAGUAGUGGAAAGGGCUAAACUGAGUGUUUGCUUAUUAUUGUCCUGUCUUCUGCGUGCUUGAUUCAGCGUCUUUGUUGGAUCGGUAACCAGCCGAUUUUAACUUGCCCUGUUGAUGAUUUCAUGACUGACCUACAUUAACAUUCAGUUUAAUGUUUAAACACUGUAGGAAGUUGCAGAUGUGAAAAGGGGUAUUCAUUUUUGUUGUUUGUUUAAAUAAUAAAAUUAAAAUGCAUGUUUUUCUUUAUGUAUAUAGUUUCUGACUGGCUCUGUGUGGUUGGACUUGUGUACAUUUUGACAGAGACAGAGAAUUUUCUUCUAACUCCACUCUCCCAAAAGAGCAUUGUUAUCUCUUCUGACCAGCUUCUACAGCUCCUUUUUUCUCUUUACAUAUCUUUAUCUACCAAGUUCACCUCUGACACCCCCCAAAUCGCACGACUUUCUGUGACUGUGAAAAAGUUUUAAUAUGCCUGCUUUUAUUAACCACUCUAAUAUGUUCCCAUUAGGAGCUUAAAUGCUGAUAAAUGCUUUAUCAGCCUACAUGCCUGCUUUCCUGACAAGCUGAUCUUUCUGUGCAUCCCUACUCUCAUUGUACACUCAGUCUUUUAUUCACUUGUCAUUGCUAUUUGACUUUGUGUUCGCCCCACCCUGAAUGAUAGUUGCGGUUUGUGAGAAGAAUAUGAAUUGCUGUUGAAUAAAGGGAACGCAGCAAAGAUAGCUUUGAUUUGGAACACCAUUAAUGUGAUUCUGUAUGUUCCACAAGCCGAGCAAAUCAUCGUUUUUUACCCUUUUUGAAUGUGUAUGAUCUUAUGUUUGUGUGUGUGUGUGUAAACCUGUAUGCAUGUGAGCAUUUUUUUUGUUGUUGAUCUCAUGUAUGUGUGUAUGUCUGUGUUAUGAGAAAGACUACUUUGAAUCUACUUAUCCCGUAACACAGCGAUUAGGGAGAUUGCCCUCAGAGAGAAAUUCUAGGAGCUCAGUGUGCACUUUGUAUGACUCAUGCCUUCUUGUUUUUCUACCUUAUGUCAAGUGCUAUUGUUUCUUUUUCUUUCUCUCACUCUCUCCCUCUCUUUCUCCCUGUGAUUACUCUAAAGAGCUGCACAGUACUUUUGAGCAGGAGUGAGUUACUACAAAAAUGUAGUGCCAUUAGAAACUGUGAAUUUCUAAAUAAAACCUUUUUUGUUGUCUUUCA